UCUACCUCUGCUGCUCAACACACACCCCGGAGAACAACCUUUGAGGAAACAAAAACGAAGGCACUGCUUUUCUCUCGAGCCAGAGAUAAACGCUCCAAAAUUGCGGAUUACUAUUAGCUCUGGCAAAGGUUUUUUUUUUCUUUAGCUUCUGCAAAGAAAAACCCCUGAAGAUCAGAACACAAAUGGAUCUGAGCAGCAUCGUGUCUCUGCUGGCACUCUUGUCCGUCAACAAGCUGUUGGUGGAUGCAACAUCCAAGAACGAUGACGACAACGAGCCCCGGACUCACCUGAUGGAUCCCCAGUGGAUCCAGAAUCGGAUCGCCAUGGCCCAGUACCAGUGUUUCCAGAGGAUUGUAAGAGAAUCUCAUCGCAAAAUGAACGCCACUGGACCAGUGUGCAACACAACAUGGGACGGAUGGCUGUGCUGGGCGGAGACGGAACCUGGCGAGAAAGAGCAGAGCUGCCCAGACUACUACAACGACUUUGACCCGCGAGCGAUGGCAGUAAAAGUCUGCACAGUGAACGGCGAGUGGGGGCAACACCCAGAUAGCAACAGAACGUGGACAGACUUCACCAGCUGCAAAUCCAACUGGAUGUCUUCAACAAUGUCCCACUUCUACUUGAUCAUGAUUGGUCAGGGACUGUCACUCAUAUCGCUCCUCAUUUCAUUAGGAAUAUUCUUCUAUUUUAAAACUUUGAGCUGCGAGAGGAUAACGCUUCACAAAAACCUCUUCCUUUCAUUCGUCCUAAACUCAGUGAUUACUGUGUUAUUGAUGAGUGUAAACAAGGAGAAAAGUAGUCAGGAGAGCUGUAAGCUUCUGGCAUUCAUCCAUAUGUAUAUAAUGAGUUGUAACUACUUCUGGAUGCUUUGUGAGGGCAUCUACCUGCAUACUCUGAUUGUGGUGGCUGUGUUCGCAGAGAAACAACACCUUAUGUGGUAUUAUCUUCUAGGAUGGGGUUUCCCCCUUGUGCCAGCUGGUAUAUAUUCAAUAGCGCAUACCUGCUAUUAUAAUGACAAGUGCUGGAACAACUCAAACUCUGUCUUCCUGUACAUUGUCCAUGCCCCCAUCUUCGCUGCUUUGGCGGUGAAUUUCAUCUUCCUUCUGAACAUUAUUCGAGUUAUCAUCACCAAACUGCGAGUGACGCAUCAGGCUGAAUCCAGCCUCUACAUGAGAGCCGUAAGGGCUACCCUCAUCCUCAUCCCCCUGCUGGGCAUCCAGUUCAUCCUGUUUGGGUAUAAGCCUAGCGAUCCCCGGUUUGUUGAGAUCUAUUUAUACAUCAUGAACAUCCUCACACAUUGCCAGGGUCUUUUGGUUUCCACAAUAUUCUGCUUCUUCAAUGGGGAGGUUCAGACCGUUCUCAGGAGACAGUGGAAUCUAUUGCGGAUGCAGUCUGCCGGCACUUUUGCCAACCCCGAGUUCUUCCGUUCAGCCUAUUACGUAGCAUCAUCUCUCACCGAAGUCCAUCGUUGCUACAGUAUCGAAAGCCACACUGAGCACAUGAAUGGCAAGAGCUACUCGGACAUAUUCAGAUCGGAAAGUCCAUAUGUGUAACAACGAGAUUCACCGGUUAAACCUUUCAAAGAGAGGAGCUUUUGGACUGGCCAAGGAAAGUAGCUCGGAGCUAGCUUUCUCUAAAUAAUAGAACUGUCAGACAUGAGGAACACAAAAAUGGCAUUACUAGAACAAGUUUUUCUUCUUGAGGAAGCUACAAGAGACGUCAUCAUCAAAGACACCCCAUCUCCGGCUUACUUCAUCGACUUUAUGCAUGACAAUAACGCAGCAAUCCGCAAAGUUGUGACUUCAAGAGAGUUCUUGGUUCACAGGGCACUGUCCUGUUGUGAUGAAAGAAGUGAUCUUUGGGCAUUUUAAAAGAAGAAAAAGUAACAAAGCUUUGGGACUGCCUACUUUGCAUAUUUUAUCAGACUUGACUAAACUGGGAGUAUUGACUCUUACAGUGUGCAAAUACGAAGGCAGAAAGGAGCCAAAUCAGGGGCAAAAUCUAAUAAAGUGUAACAAAUAUUAGUCAACUGUGUGAGAACAGUGGGAUGUUGACCCUAAUCUCAAAACAAGACAAGUACAUUUGGGGCCCAAAUGUAUUUUCUCCUCAUGUAAGUCAAUAUUGCAUUUCUUUACUGUAAUUUUCAUUGCAUGUACAAAGCUGAGCUUAAUCUGUAGUUCGAUCAGUUCCCAUUUAGGUACAAGCAAAAGCUUUAUCCCAUUGGGUUGGCUCACUGAUUGUGUUUUAUGCAUUUGAUUUGGUUCUAUUUCCUUUUCAUUUGUAUCUAAAAUUCAAAAUGCUGGAGAAAUGAAAGGGGAGGGAGGUAAGUAUAUAUGUACAUAUGUUUAUAAAUACACCAUACAUUGAGGCCCAUUAUAUAUGUAUUUGUACAGUUUAUUGACACAAGUGAAUUCUCCAGGAAGCUAUGAACGCACUGUAUUGCAGAUCAUGCUGUCUUUGUAAAAAAAAAAAAAA
Molecule: messenger RNA, 2475 nt
Organism: Fundulus heteroclitus (mummichog)
Lineage: Eukaryota; Metazoa; Chordata; Actinopteri; Cyprinodontiformes; Fundulidae
Product: calcitonin gene-related peptide type 1 receptor
Exons: 13
Coding region: 183-1553 (456 amino acids)
Biological process (GO): adenylate cyclase-activating G protein-coupled receptor signaling pathway; cell surface receptor signaling pathway; angiogenesis
Cellular component (GO): plasma membrane
Molecular function (GO): adrenomedullin receptor activity; calcitonin gene-related peptide receptor activity; calcitonin receptor activity
Source: RefSeq, a predicted model, not a curated record